AUGGCUGAUUACAAAUGGGAGGUGGGGACAACCUUUGUGGACAAGGAACAAUUUGUUGAUGGGGUACGAACGUAUGUUGUUCAUGCUGGUAGGAACUUGAAGUUUGACAAAAAUGACAAGGAAAGAGUGCGGGUGAGAUGUUUAGGGGCGCAAGGAAAGUGCGACUGGUCCCUUUAUUGUGGAUUUCUGGUUUCUUGUCAAACAUGGCAGCUUAGGAAAGUUCAAAAUCGUCAUAAGUGCAGUAGAGAAUUUAGUAUAAAUUUGAUGAAUUCAAAAUGGUUGAGUAAAACCUUAGACAACACAUUAAUAGAGAAUCCUAAUUUGAAGUUGGUUGAUAUACGUAAUAAAGCUGUAAGGAAAUGGAAUACAAAGGUGUCAGUUUCAAUGGCUCAUAGGGCAAAGCAACUAGCAGCGAAGGUGGUUGAAGGAUCUUUUAAAGAUCAGUAUAGAAGGAUUUAUGAUUAUGCUCAUGAGAUAAUCAGAUCAAAUCCCGGAUCUACAGUUAAAGUUAAAGUGGAAGAUGUUAAUGAUGAGAAGAUUUUCAUGCGAAUUUACACAUGUCUAAAGGCAUGCAAGGACAGCUUUGUCAGCUGUCGACCCAUCAUAGGCCUUGAUGGUUGUUUUUUGAAAGGACAAUAUGGGGGUGAGCUACUCACUGCUGUAGGUCGUGACGCAAAUGACCAAAUGCUUCCUAUAGCCUACGCAGUAGUUGAAGUUGAGAACAAAGACACAUGGACCUGGUUUCUGGAGUUGCUGAUUGAGGACUUGAGAGGUGAUGAUGUAUGGUUUGCUUCCUGCCAUACAAGACCUACUGCCUGGCGCUGA
Messenger RNA from Vigna unguiculata (cowpea), 825 nucleotides. RefSeq lists its product as uncharacterized. The record is from RefSeq and is a predicted model, not a curated record. NCBI's taxonomy places the organism in Eukaryota, Viridiplantae, Streptophyta, Magnoliopsida, Fabales, Fabaceae.